Messenger RNA from Argiope bruennichi, 1573 nucleotides. RefSeq names its product CCA tRNA nucleotidyltransferase 1, mitochondrial-like. Gene Ontology annotation, biological process: RNA processing. Lineage: Eukaryota; Metazoa; Arthropoda; Arachnida; Araneae; Araneidae. Bases 113 to 1468 code for a protein of 451 amino acids. Gene Ontology annotation, molecular function: RNA binding; nucleotidyltransferase activity. The transcript has 8 exons. The record is from RefSeq and is a predicted model, not a curated record.
AUUUGUUUUGAUUGGAGCACGAGCACCGCUAACGUUGUAUAUCGUUUUCAUUAAUUACAUUGGUAACAUCUGUUUGAAUGAACUCAUUCAACAUACUGCGACUUGUGCCUGAAUGAAGUUUAACUACUUCGCAAAAAUUUUUCAUGUAAGAAAAUUAUUUCUUACAAAUUUCAAGCAACCUAGUAGCUUACUACAGUUAUUCUUCCUACAUUCAAGACCAGAACCGAAGUUAUUUACAAUGAAACUUGACACUCCCCAGUUUCGAAGCAUAUUUACACCAGAAGUCAAUGCAUUAUCAGACUUGUUUAAAAAAUAUGGAUAUGGAUUAAGAAUGGCUGGUGGUGCAGUUCGUGAUCUCUUAAUGGAUAAACAGCCUGAAGAUAUUGACUUUGCAACCACUGCAACUCCAGAUGAAAUGAAAAAGAUCUUUCAAGCUGAAGGUAUACGCAUGUUGCAUCGUAAAGGAGAAGCACAUGGAACUGUAACUAUUAGAUUAAAUGAUAAACAAAACUUUGAAAUUACUACUCUGAGAGUGGAUAUGACCACAGAUGGUAGACAUGCUGAAGUCAAAUUUACUACUGAUUGGGAAUUAGAUGCUGGCAGAAGAGACCUUACCAUAAAUGCAAUGUUUUUAGAUUUGGAGGGAAACUUGUAUGAUUAUUUUAAUGGCAAAGAAGAUUUAGAAAAAAAACAGGUCCGCUUUGUUGGUGAUCCAGAUUAUCGUAUUCAAGAAGAUUAUUUAAGGAUUCUUCGAUACUUCAGAUUUUAUGGAAGAAUUGCAGUUCAUCCAGAUAAUCAUGAUAGUCAGACAUUAGAAGCGAUCAGGAAAAAUGCUGAAGGAUUAGGCAAAAUAUCUGGUGAAAGAUUGUGGAUGGAAUUGAAAAAGAUUCUUAGCGGUAACUUUGCUAAAGAAAUUAUGUUAAGAAUGAUUGAUUUAGGAAUUGCUCCCUUUAUUGGAUUACCAGAAAAUCCAAAUGUAGCAGAAUAUGCUGAUGUCUGUGACAGGGCACUACCUAUGAAGCCUCAUCCUGUCACAAGAUUAGCAGCCUUACUUAGAAUAGAAGAAGAAGUUUUGGCUGUACAUUCACGGUUGAAGUUUUCUAAGUAUGACAGGGAUUUAGCACUAUUUUUAAUUAAUAACAAAAAUGUCACAGGCCAUCCACCAUUACGGCCCUUUAUACAUCUUAUAAUGAACUCAAAAAAUAAAGUGAGUGAUACCCAUGAAUGGUGCUGUGAGAUUUUGAAGUACAGAGGAGAUGUAUGUUUAUAUAAAGAACUGAGUGAGUGGAAAAUUCCAAAAUUUCCAAUCAGUGGACAUGUUUUGAUGGAAAAAGGAUACAAACCUGGACCAAAAAUGACUGAGAUUAUGACAAAUCUGAAAACGCAGUGGAUUGAAAGUAACUUCAAACUAACUAAAACAGAGCUUCUUGAAUCCUUGGACAAGAAUAUAUAUGGAGAUGGAUUGUAGUACUAGGAUUCAAAAUUAAUGUAAAUGUACAAAAUGCAAAAUAAUUUAUGCAGCAUUAGUUGAAAUGUACAUAAUGCCAAUAAAUUUUAUUUACUGAUAUUUUGA